Penicillium alfredii is the source of this 7548-nucleotide messenger RNA. RefSeq names its product Beige/BEACH domain protein. Bases 1 to 7548 code for a protein of 2515 amino acids. The record is from RefSeq and is a predicted model, not a curated record. The transcript is spliced from 8 exons. Gene Ontology annotation, molecular function: protein binding. Lineage: Eukaryota; Fungi; Ascomycota; Eurotiomycetes; Eurotiales; Aspergillaceae.
AUGCCUCCAUCGUCCCUCCACCCUCCCUCUCCCUCCGGGUCCGAUCGACUGGCGGAAGAGCUCGCUCCCACCCUCGACCAGCUCAAAAAUCUCGCUGCCAGGAACCCGAUCACCCUCCCCGAGGCUUUGGCGGCGACUGAACCUCUUCUACGCCUCCGUCAUACCUUUAUCGAUGAUGCCCGACCGGGAGCAGCCAAGGAUACCUUUCGACAUCUUCAGGGCUUCCAAACGCUGCUGGGGUUAACGGAUCGGCUCGUCGAGCUGUAUGACAUCAAUGUCUUGACUCAGGAGGAAAGGAAACGCCUGCUGGGUAUCCACAAAGACGUGCUGGGUGUCCUAGCCGAAGGCCUGAAAGAUCAUUCUGGCAACAAGCGAUACUUUGUCCGGAGGAUCCCUAGCGGAGGGACUGCUGCGCUGGAGCGGAUUCUAACCGCCCUGGUGAAAAAGAUAGACACCGCCGAGGACGAUGCACAACAACUCUAUGGCGCUAUUCUGGCUGCUGCGCUCUGCCAGGAGGCCGUGGCGGGUGUUUUUGUAACACUGAACACAAAGUUUUUGCAGAGUAAUACUUCAAGAUCUCCGCAAGAAUUCCAGCAGGCUGUGGAUCAAUGCAUGGGAUCUGCCGAGACUGUCGAAGUCCCCGAGCUGUUGGGGCCUUUCCUCCGCAUCUGGUUGAUGCACUCGUCCGCUUCAUCGGGUUUCGACAUAUUGCGUCUGGCGCUACCUGCUUGUCUUUGCCAAUUGGCCUCUCAAUCCUCGAGAAAUGUCGUAGCCUUACAUUCCACCGGAAUGCUGACCCCCAUACUGCCCCUCUUGUUCGAUAAUGGCCGGUCCGACACUGAGAGAGCACUUUAUCGAGAUCUUGCUCAAUCGCUCAGCGCUCAAGGAACGAGUAGUUUGGAAGAUGCUGUUGCCUUGUACCGCCGGGCGCAUGAGAGUCCGGAGGUCUUGAAAUUUCUUCUGUCGGCCCUGAAAAACUCCAGAGAGCCUCCCUCGAUCCAGUUUGAUAUGUCUCUUCAUGGAUUUUGUUCGGUCGAAUUUGCAACUCUCGGCCGUCCGUUCCCACCAGCUGCGUCUGCCGGCUACACACUGGCCGUGUGGGCUCGAUUUGAUGAGUUUGACCAAAAGACCCAUACUACAAUAUUCGGGGCAUUUGAUCCAACCCAGACCUGUUUUGUUCUUGCUUAUCUGGAAAAGGACACGCGGAAUUUCAUCCUCCAGACUUCCAUACGUGGUUCGCGGCCCAGCGUUAGGUUCAAGUCAGCACGAUUCGAGCCAAAUCGCUGGUACCAUAUCUGUGUUGUGCACAAGAGGCCAAGGCCUACAUCCUCCUCACGAGCGUCUCUGUUCAUCAAUGGUGAAUUCGUUGAGCAGUUGAAAAUUGAAUACCCUUCUGUUCCAGGGGGUGACAAUUCCAAUAGAGCACCUCGCGUCCAGGCCUUUUUUGGAACCCCCAAGAUUUGGCAAUGCGUCUCGGGAGAGGACGAUGACAUGGUCGCCGUGUUUUACAACUUGGGACCCCGGUACUAUGGAAAUUUCCAAGAUUGUCUCGGUUCUUUCCAAACGUACAAGGCCUCAGCAACUCUGAAUCUGCGCAACGAGCAUCUUCAUCCCGGAAAAGAGGACUCUUCUGACAUCGUCACCGCCAUUCGACGACGGGCGAGCAUCUUGGUUCGGGAAAGCACAAUCUUGAUCAAUGUUUCGCCUGUCGCUGUUCUGGAUGACGACGACAGCAAUAACGUGGACGAAUCACAGCUCAUAAAAUCUCUGACCCGACAGGCGGCCAAAAGUCUCCAACAGUUAACCAAGGCAGGUGGGAACGCGGUUGCAAUCAACGGUGCAACUCCCGCCAUCAAUGAUGGCCUGACACAACCUCAGGGAGUUGGCGUUCUGACGGGUAACCCAGUCGUUGCAGUACCCAGAUCGCUGGAUGAUGCUAGUUGGUGCUUAGGGGGAUGCGCCGCAGUGCACUUGACCCUAGUCCAGGCGGCCGACACCGCGGAAAGCACUCGUUUGGCUGUUGAGGCGCUCUACGAAGCUGUUCAGGACAACUGGAGAAACAGUGAGGCCAUGGAGAAAGAGAAUGGCUACGGUAUCCUUGCAGCCCUAUUGCGUGACAAGUUGGGAUUCCAGCUCGGCACCUUGGUCGCAGCAAAUAAGAGCACCGUGGUCGGGUCCAAUGUAGAGGAGCAGCGCGUAUUAACUCUUGAGCUGCUUCGCCUGACGCUUGCAUUUGUGGGAUAUGACCUAGAGUACCCGCCUCGUUCUAUAAUCACGAACCCACUUGCUUAUCGAGUGUUACUUGUGGACCUGGACACCUGGCGGUUUGCGGAGCCACCGGCUCUUGAACUGUAUUAUUCGCAGUUUCGCACAUUUGCCUCUGAAAGCAACUACCGUCGAUUCAACGCAAAGCGACUGGGGCGUAUGCGCGUCAGCAAGAAACUGCUAGAGACUCUGAAGGGAGGGGAACUGACACAGGAAGCUUUACAACCGUGCCUCUCUGCUUUCAAGUCUUUGAUGGAAACCAGUAUGUCUCCUGAUCUCCUUCGAUCUCUGGCCCUGUCCAUCACCUACGCUUUGCACAAGCCUAGCCCCUCCGCUGGCCUUCAGAAGAAAAAGAGCCUUCGGUUUACCGCGGCCCGAUCACGAUCAACAUCAUCGCGACCAGCCUCGUCAAAAUCGGAUUCGAGCAAGUAUGUAUCAAGCAUCACAGUGGGCAUUGAAAUGCUACGGCUGUACUCUGAAGUGCUUUGCAAUCCACAUGACUCUGCGCCAUUGAAAAAGUUUGCCAAAGCGGUUACGAACAAGGUUUGCGGAAUCCUAUUCAGUUAUUUUUUCAAGGCUUUUUUUCUUACACAGCUGCAGUGGCUCUUGUAUCUCCUAUGUGAGGAUGAACCCGAAGUGGUGGUACUCGCAUGCAAAAUCCUGGCUCGACUCAUAGUCGUUCAUGGCAGCAGCUACAGCAAGAAGUUUUCGGAGAAGACUGGUGGCUACACAAUUUUGCAACAACGCCUGAAGAGAUGGUGGAACAUACCUGUAUUAUGGCCUAUCUGCUUUUCCAUCUUCUUUGGGUACGACGUCGCUUCGUUGGACCUUGACCGACCUUUCGACAAAUUUGGACUCCUUGACCUCUUCUUGCCCCACGGCAAAGAAGAUGUUAUCUUCCCCGAAAUGCUUCCCGUAAUCAUAGAGAUGGUCAAAAGUGGCUUGAGGAGUGCCAUUCUCGCGGGCGACGUCACGGAAAUAAGCGCGAGGGGCCAAGGAUCUUUGGAUGAUUGGUUAUCCAAGUGUGACAAGCCGAAAAUGGCCUCUUCGAACUUGACUGGAAUUGCUUCACUGAGCCUCGCCACCCAUGGAUUUUCUCUCAUAGCCGCGGUAGUCCAAUUUCUGACGGAGGCACGUUUGAGAUCACGAGGCUUCCAGGACUUCACGACCCAAUCCAACUAUGUCCAGGAGCUUCUUUCCGUUCUCUUUCCCGUCGUCGUCGGUGCAGACACCGUGAGCCCAAACGCAGAGCUGGAUUUGCGGCACAGUGGGCUUAGUUUUGAUGAUAGCAAUCUAGUUUUACGGCCACGCUCGAGAGCCGCAAAUACAUCAACUGUCUUCCAGACCACCACUGUCGAGGCUGCAGACAGCCCCGAUGAAAGCAUCAACUCAUUGCGGCGUGGCUCAUCGUUUAUUCUUGUUUCCUCCGAUAAAGCGAAACACCAGCCAUCUGCUGCUCGGAUACGUCGUGUUUUUAACCCCAACUUCGACGCAGAAGGGACUGCUACCGACCACCCACUUGUCAAGGCCAUUUUCGAACUUGUCCUUGCAGUUUUCAAGGAGCAGCUCCUGGUACGAAAAGAUUUCUCUGGUCUAGGACUCUUCCUCAAGACACCCCCUGGAUUCUUGGAACAACAGGCAUAUUUUAAUUCUUGGAUUCUCGACUGCGUUCUGGCAACUGUCCAAGAUUUGCCAGUCUCUCAGCCCAAUCUUCUUCGGGAACCACGAACUCUCACAAACCUUGCACGUUUUGCUACACACCUGGGGGAAGCAGUGUAUGAGGGCUGGUUCAUCAAUGGGGCAUCCUCCAGCUUCGAAUGCCUAGGUACAGUCCUGGAGUAUCUUCAGCGCCCCGACAUCUGUCAGUUGAAGAGUAUUCGAUUGUGUAGCCAAGCGGUGGCCACUAUCCACUCGACUUUAUACAGAAUUGUUUUAUUCCAACUGUCAGAAGCAGAGGAGGCUGAGACAUUGCCUCUUUUGAAGCGGUUGAAUUACUGGCAGGUGGUGCUACUGUCGGCAACUGAACCCCAGACGAAGUAUCUGCAGCUGUUGUGCUAUUUGCUUUAUACCAAGCUUAUUAGCAUUGAGCAAGAUGUCCGCCUGGCUGCUGCCAGUCUCUGGCGGAUCAUCCUUGUACAGAAACCCGAUGAGAUGGCAAACUUGCUCACCCACGGGCCUGUCACCAUUCAGCGCCGGCUUUCAGAUGGCUUUGACGCCCUCGCCGGAAUGGACGACGAGGCUUUUUUACAAUGGAUUGAUGAUCAACGUGAGGAUCUUGACGCCUUGUUCUUUGGGGUUUUGUCUCGUUCUUGGGAUGCCUUUGUCCAGGAAGAGAAUACAAACAGCGAAGAUUCGGCCAGGAGUCGAAUCUUAAAGCGCAAGGAUCGAUUGAAACAAUGGCUCCAGCUCGAGUCUCUGGAUGAAGAGGUGACUCGAAAGCAUCAUGCCACCUUGCCGCACUGGAUUUCGAACAUAUCUGCCUCGGAAUUUCUCAAGUCUCAACGAUUCAUGCAAGAUUUACAGGAUAGCUCCGCUUUCAUGUGGUCAGCCUUCUCUAGUCUACUGCUGGAUCUCCGACGUCCGGGUGGUCUUUUUGCUGAGGAGAAGGAGCGCAAAUGGAGGUUGGAUCAGACCGAGGGUCGGAGUCGCAUGCGGUUGAGGGUUGUACCGGUCGAGUCGGGCGAGCGACAGGAUUAUCAACCCAAGAGAAAGGCCUCUGAGCCCCCUGCCGUGAAGGUUGAUACGCGCAUCCGUGCUAUCUCACAUGGCGACACUUUGUCCACCCCCACAGCACUAACAGAGGAGCCAGAGUCUAUGGAAACUGAAGCCCAGGACGGCGAGGCUGACAACCGGAGUAUGCUCGAAGACAACUUUGAGAUGAUCGAUGAUCCAAAGGUCGAGCUGGAAGAAUACGAGGACAAAAAUCGCAAAGUGAUGCGCUCUCUUCACCGCGGUGACCAGGUUCAGAACGUGUGCAACAUGUCCCGAAUCAUUGGUCUCGAAGCAGUGGAAGGUCUCUUGAUUCUUGGCAAAGAUUGCAUUUACAUUCUGGACAACUUCUUCCAGCGAGCGGACGGCGAAAUCGUUAACGUCUGGCAAGCCCCUGCCGAAGAACGAGACCCUUAUGUGCGCAUGAUUUCAGGUCGAGAAUCGAAUGAUCGCCGAUUGCAAGAUCGUGAGAUGAGAAGCUGGAAGUGGUCAGACUUGGUCAGCGUGUCCAAGCGCCGCUUUUUGUUCCGUGAUGUCGCUUUGGAAAUUUUCUUCACCGACGGCACCAGCUAUUUGUUAACACUUUUCUCUGCCCGAGCACGAGAUGAACUGUGUAGUCAGCUCGGAAUCAAAGCACCCCAAGUCACCGGAAGCACGGGGCAUUCAAGGCCGGAGGAUAUAUGGCGAUUUGAAACCCUUCGCAGUCAAGAAGACGCGCCUCAAUCCCUUGGUUCCAAAUUUGCUAGUGUCUUCGGCCAUCUCCCAGAAAACCCAGCAACGCGCAAAUGGAUCAAAGGCGAAAUCUCCAAUUUCCAUUAUCUCAUGUUGAUCAAUACUCUCGCCGGACGAACGUUCAACGACUUGACUCAGUACCCUGUUUUCCCAUGGGUCCUGGCAGACUACACGAGCGAGGAGCUUGACCUGACCAACCCUAGUACUUUCCGCGACCUGUCAAAACCGAUGGGUUGUCAAACUCCUGACCGGGAAGCGGGUUUCCGCGAGCGAUACAAUGCUUUUGCAGAGAUGGGAGACGACAAUUCCCCACCGUUCCAUUACGGUACCCAUUACUCCUCCGCCAUGAUUGUGUCUUCGUACCUCAUUCGCCUUCAGCCGUUCGUCAAGUCCUAUCUUCUCCUACAAGGAGGUACCUUUGACCAUGCAGACCGGCUUUUCUACUCAAUUCGCAAAGCCUGGGAGUCCGCCUCGCGGGGGAACAUGUCAGAUGUCCGUGAAUUGAUCCCAGAAUUCUUUUAUCUCCCAGAAUUUCUCGUCAACUCGAACAAAUACGAUUUUGGGCUUUUGCAGAACAUGACCACUGCCAUUGACUCGGUGGAACUCCCGCCGUGGGCCAAGGGGGAUCCCAAGAUUUUCAUUGCGAAAAAUCGAGAGGCACUUGAGAGUCCGUAUGUGUCAGAGAACUUGCCCCACUGGAUUGAUCUGGUGUUCGGCAAAAAGCAGAAAGGCGAGGCCGCGGUUGAGGCUGUCAAUGUUUUCCACCACCUGUCCUAUAAAGGAGCCAAGGAUCUUGAUGCCAUUGAUGAUCCGAUGGAACGAAUGGCGACGAUUGGGAUCAUUCACAACUUUGGGCAAACUCCUCAUCAGAUCUUCCAACGGGCUCACCCGCCAAGGGAGGACCGACGAUACCGCGUACCACGACUGGAUACGCUGGCCGAAUCUUUGACCCAAAUGCCGUUAUCGCUUCUGGACAUCGAAGAGCGAGUGGCCACCAUGUCCAUGAGACAAGACCGACUUCUGUGCACCGCGGCUCUCAGGCUCAAUGUCCCACCUAACUAUGACAACUAUAUGGAAAGGGGAUUCUUCGAUGGCAGCGUCCGUUUCUACUCCACAGACAGUCGCAAGCUGUUGGGACACUUUGAACACCUCCACAUCGGCCAACUCUCUCAUGCCAGCUUUGCGGAUUCGCGCACACUCAUCACCUGUGGCACAGACUGUACAAUCUCCUUAUGGACGAUCACCCUUACCUCUAGGUCGGUGGACCUGCAGCCAAUCGGAUCGUUGUUUGGCCAUCGGGCGCCAGUCACAGUCCUGGCCGUCUCGCGUUCUUUUAGCGCCUUACUCUCCGCAUCAAAUGAUGGUCGGAUCAUGCUAUGGGAUUUGAACCGGCGGACCUUCUUGCGAGAACUUCCCAGCACUGGGGUGGUGAAUUGUGCUCGAAUCAACGAUGUUACGGGAGAUAUCAUGGUCUGCCGUGGCAAUCGUCUGACGCUUUACACCCUGAAUGGGGCCGUCCUGGUAGACCAGCCGGUGUGCGAGUCUGGCGAUGACCAUGUCCUGUCCUGCGUCUUCUAUGAGGGGGUGCAGAACGAAUGGCUCGAGCGGGACUUGGUCCUGACGGGUCACACUCGAGGCGUCGUCAACAUUUGGAGCAAGACCAUCUGCGCCGGCCGAUUUGAACUAGAGCUGAUUCGACAACUGCAUCAUACCGACAGCAGUCGCGACACCGGCGCCAACGUCAGUUCGGGAAUCAGCUGUAUCUUGGCUCUGUCACAUGUGGUGUACACAGGGGAUGAAGCAGGUCGAGUGUAUGAGUGGAAUUGCAUUCAACGUCGCUAG